ACCCGUGUACCGAAAGUGGGUGAUGAGGGCAAGUGGAGGCGCGUGUGGUUACAGCCGUCAGAAACAGGCACGCCGACCUGUUGUCGGUGUCUGCGUCUGGGAGGCCUGCCAGUGGUCGACAUUCUACUGACGGAGCGUCGCACCGGUUGAACAUGGCGCUGGCAAUACCAGCCUGUGCCGAUGACGUCACGGACGGCUGGUUGGAGCAGGUUCUCCGACGUCGCCAUGGCAACGAGUACAAGCUGACCAGCACCGAACAAUCAUCAAUCGUCGGGACCCAGGCGGUCUUGUGCAGCGAGAUGCGCUGUGUCUCGUGCCGGGGUCAGCUCGGGUCAAAGUCGAUCACCGACCACCUGGUGGCCAAGCUGUUGCCGCGCGACCCCACGAUGCGUUCCAUGGUGACGUCGCUGAACAUGCCGCAACGCGAAACGCCAGUGUACACGGACUUGCUACCGAAGCUGUCUGCAUUCGAGCGGAGCCACGGUCGUGACGUCAUCGCGGCCAUGACCGUGACCUGUCUGCACGCGGCGAUUAGCGCCGACGGCGAUGACAGGCUCCGCUCCGUCAUCCUGCUCGAGAAUCUGCAGCCGGCCGGCUUCUGGACGCCCGGUCCGACGCAGCUGCCCGAGGACGCACUGCCAGAGGCCGUACGUCAGAUGGCGCGACUGGCGGCGACAUCUAACGUAUGGCUCCGGCACUGCAACUUGCGCUCUCUACCGUACCUUUUCUCGACGCAGCUGGAAAGGGACCACCUAGCGCAACACUUUAUCGGGAUUGGCGUACAGAAGAUAGAGACCAGGCUGCGUGAGCGCGGCCAACAAGCCCUGUUGCAGAAGCUGCAGCGCAUGCAGGAGAUCGCCAACGAGCUCAUCAGCCGCGAGCUGCAGCCCCGAGACGACCACCUGCGCGUCAUCACCCAUGGUGACUUCCGCGACGGCAACCUCUUGCUGAAGCGGCUGCCGGUCGGCGGCUGGGACGUCCGGCUCAUUGACUGGCAGGUGUCGAUGCUGAGCCACCCGGUCGUCGACCUCGUCUACCUGCUGAUGCUCUCCUUGCCGCGCGAGGUGAUGGCGCGAUGCGAGGCGGCGGCGCUGCGCACCUACUGCGCCGAGUUCGCUGCGUGCACCGCCGCGCUGGGCGCCGACGGCGGCCUCUCGCUGGAAAAGCUGAACGCCGACUUCCGUCGGGCGAAGCUACUUGGGCUGAUGUGGUGCCUGAGUCUGGCCACCUUCUGGGACUGGGUGGCCGCUUGGCCCGACCACUGCAUCGACAUCGCCGAGGAGGUGGACCGGCUGGGUCUGCUGGACGGGCUCGUGGACCAGCAGCCGUCGGGGUCCGGAUAGGCGCGCGUGCCGGGCUUGGCGAGGUGUUAGGCUCGACUAGACUUGACUUCGGCAGGUGGUGGGCGAGCGAGACUGGCGCGGU
Molecule: messenger RNA, 1425 nt
Organism: Pollicipes pollicipes
Lineage: Eukaryota; Metazoa; Arthropoda; Thecostraca; Pollicipedomorpha; Pollicipedidae
Exons: 1
Coding region: 153-1343 (396 amino acids)
Source: RefSeq, a predicted model, not a curated record